Molecule: messenger RNA, 3601 nt
Organism: Heteronotia binoei (common prickly gecko)
Lineage: Eukaryota; Metazoa; Chordata; Lepidosauria; Squamata; Gekkonidae
Gene: CLINT1
Product: clathrin interactor 1
Exons: 12
Coding region: 212-2131 (639 amino acids)
Biological process (GO): endocytosis
Cellular component (GO): endosome; plasma membrane; clathrin vesicle coat
Molecular function (GO): phospholipid binding; clathrin binding
Source: RefSeq, a predicted model, not a curated record
UUGCGGCCAUACGCUACCGGUUUCCGGAGGCAGAGCCGAGUUUCUUUCUGUGCUGUUGGGGAAACUGAGGAGGUGGCGAGGCAAGACGGGGCCUGGCGGUGCCGUGGCAGAAGCGCGUUUAGUUGAGUUCUUGGAGGGGGAGACUGAGGCAGCACUAGGGGCUUAGACCGAGAGGGAAUCUCUCGGCGCCUCCGCCGCCACCACGGCCGCGAUGCUCAAUAUGUGGAAAGUCAGGGAGCUGGUGGACAAGGCCACCAAUGUUGUUAUGAAUUAUUCAGAAAUCGAGUCUAAGGUUCGAGAAGCAACCAAUGAUGAUCCAUGGGGACCUUCGGGGCAGCUCAUGGGAGAGAUUGCCAAGGCUACCUUUAUGUAUGAACAGUUUCCUGAACUCAUGAAUAUGCUUUGGACACGAAUGUUAAAAGAUAACAAAAAGAACUGGAGGAGAGUAUAUAAGUCUCUGCUGCUCCUAUCUUACCUCAUAAGGAAUGGAUCAGAGCGUGUUGUUACAAGUGCCAGAGAACACAUUUAUGAUUUGCGAUCCCUGGAAAAUUACCACUUUGUAGAUGAGAAUGGCAAAGACCAAGGUAUAAAUAUUCGUCAGAAGGUGAAAGAAAUGGUAGAGUUUGCCCAGGAUGAUGAUAGGCUUCGUGAAGAAAGGAAAAAGGCAAAGAAAAAUAAAGAUAAAUAUAUUGGGGUUUCUUCUGACAGUGUUGGAGGGUUCCGAUAUAGUGAAAGAUAUGAUGCUGAGCCUAAGUCAAAGUGGGAUGAAGAAUGGGAUAAAAGUAAAACUGGGUUUCCAUUCAGUGAUAAACUAGGUGAGCUGAGUGACAAAAUUGGAAGCACAAUUGAUGACACCAUCAGCAAGUUCCGGAGGAAAGACAGAGAGGAUUCUCCUGAAAGAUGCAGUGAUAGUGAUGAGGAAAAGAAAUCAAGAAGAGGUAAAUCCCCAAAAGGUGAAUUUAAAGACGAAGAGGAGACAGUGACGACAAAACACAUUCAUAUUACUCAAGCUACAGAGACCACCACCACCAGACAUAAACGCACAGCAAAUCCUUCCAAAACCAUUGACCUGGGAGCAGCUGCACAUUACACAGGGGACAAAGCAAGUCCAGACCAAAAUUCUGCAGCUCACACAGCAAAGGUUCCUGGCAGCAAAUCAUCUAAUGACCUGGUUGAUCUUUUAUUUGAUGGUGCCGAUCAGUCAGUUUCAACAGGUGGAUCCGCUGACCCAUUUGUAGGGUUUGCUGACUUCAACUCUGGAAGUGGUCCCCCUCCACAAGGUACAGCUGCAAGUGGGAAUGGAGAGUUUGGUGACUGGAGUGCCUUCAACCAAGCCCCUUCCACUGGAGAGCUCUUCAGUGGCCCUGCUCAGCCAGCUGUUGAGCUCUUCAGUGGCCCUGCUCAGCCGAGUCUUGGCCAGCCUCCAGCACCUUCAAAUUCUGCUGACCUCUUUGAUUUGAUGGGCUCCUCCCAAGCCACCAUGACCUCCUCCCAAAGCAUGAAUUUCUCUAUGAUGGGUUCUAAUACUGUCAGCCUGAAUCUACCUAUGUCAAGGUCGCAGCCUUUGCAAAAUGUUAAUCCGAUGAUACAGAAGCCCAACCCACUUUAUAAUCUGGGCACAGAGAUGGUCCAGAAAAAUGCAAGCAAGACUCUACCAUCCACCUGGUCAGACCCUAGUGUAAAUAUCAGUUUGGACAAUUUAGUUCCUGGUAUGCAGCCUUCUAAGCCACAACAACCAUCACUGAAUACAAUGAUUCAGCAACAAAAUAUGCAACAGCCUAUGAAUGUGAUGAAUCAAAGUUUUGCAACCUUGAGCCUCAACUCACCACCCAGCAUGAUGCCUGUUCGAGCUCCAGCAAACCCAUUGAUGGGAGGGCCUGUCCCCAUGGGAAUGGGAUUGCCUACUGCGAUGACUGGCACAAUGAGCAUGGCUUCCAUAGGAGGCACACCUAUGAUGAACCAGGGGAUGAUGGGAAUGAAUGUGAACAUGACAAUGCCUGCUUCUGGAAUGGGCUUGCCAGGUGCAAUGGGUGUGGGUGUUCCUAAUAUAACUAUGGCAUCUGCCAUGACUCCUGGAACUGUGCAACCUAAACAAGAUGCCUUUGCAAAUUUUGCCAAUUUUAGCAAAUAGAUUGUAAACCAGCCAGAGAGAAUGAAGGAUUUUAGCUGCACAAAUAAAGCUGGGAUAAGGGUGGAAAAUACUGAUCAAUUUUUUUCUUUUUGCUUUUAUCACUUACUUUCAAGGAGUCCACAUUAAGAACCCAAAGGUUGUUUUGUAAACUCUGACACUACUAUUGUUCAAGUUUUGGUGAGAUUCAAGGAUCUUCCAAUAAAAUAAAUCAAAUAGCUGAUAUUUGUAAUGAUUAAACCUUGCUAUUGUGGCAAAGCAAUUAAAAGCCUUUCUAGAGGCAGAACCAGUUUUAACUUUUAAACUUGUGGAAAAUCUGGAAUUUAAGGAGUGGGGUGAAUCUGUUUGAAUCUAAUUUUAUACUUGAUUUCUUUUUUCCCUCUUGAAAUCUAUUUAUCAUAAUUGGAUCCAUUCCUUUUCCUACCACUGAGUAAAAUUUGAAGUCAAAGUAUGCUGAUCGAUUUUUAUAAGAAUAUAUAUUUUUGUCCAAAAAUGGCUUACAUAUGUGAUUAUGGCUAAUUCAAAGGGACCUGGAAUGUAUAUAUACUUUUGCUACUCUUCCACAACACUGCUAUACUUAUAUCCAAAUUUUUAUUAUAGACUUCUUUAAACAAUUUGCAUAUGGGUAAAGUUUGUGGAGAUUUUCCUGCUACUUUCUCCAGUCAUAUCCAAUGCAGAACUGGUAGAAGCUUCAUUCAGAGCUGCUUUAUGGUUUCUGUUCAGAGAACUCAAAAGAAAAAAAAUUAUAUAUAUAUAUAUAUAUAUAUAUAUAUAUAUAUAUAUAUAUAUAUAUAUAUGUAUGUAUGUAUGUAUAUGGUUGGAAUUUGUUUGGGAUGUUCCUUUUCUGCAGUCCUAAUUCACUCAUAACUGGCAUACUUCCAAUCACUCUUGGGACACUGUUACACCUCUCACAGCCAAAAGGCAAAAAAAAAAAAAAAUCCCCUUGAAACUUCACAAAUAAGAAGUAAUUGCAUCUUUUAGGUCAGCAGUAAACACCUUUAAACCUCUUGUUGAUAACUACAGCGUUGGAUUUUAGAUUUAUACACUUGGUGAAUACAUUUCUCUUAUGUAAAUAUGGCCUUAGCAAUUGUGGAAUCUAAUAGAGAGAAAUAAAUACAUAAAUAUAUAUAUAUAAAUAUAUAUAUUAUUAAAGGAAACCUGUAGCAGUCAGAUUUUAUGGAUUGAUGAAAACAAAGGAAAUGAAUGAAUAAAUUAAAAGCUCUUUUCUUUCUUUUCCUGAUAUAAUUCUGCAUUUAGGUUCACACAUAAAUCAUGAUUUAAGUCUGGAACGCAGUUUCAGUUUAUAUUCACAAGCCGGGGCUGCUGUUGAGAAUAAAUACUAUACUAUAGGUAUGAAACUAUUGCCUCCCCUUUCUUACUUGGAUUUUUUUAUUAUUAAAUUGAUAAAACUUUAUUUCCAUUGUAUUCAUAAUGUUCUGUUAUACAUAACAUUAAAGUGUUCAUCAACAACAA